Messenger RNA from Amoebophrya sp. A120, 1134 nucleotides. Lineage: Eukaryota; Dinophyceae; Syndiniales; Amoebophryaceae. The record is from the annotation of a GenBank genome assembly.
GUUUUUCCACCCCAAAGUGCGUUUUUUCUACUAAGUCCAUUGAUUGGAACUCAAAACUAGCAAAGAAAUAACGAUACACCAGAAGCCGAUGACCGUUAAUAUGGCGUCCUCCUCUUCUCGUCUGGAGCUCGGUUAUUGGAAGAUUCGAGGUCUCGCCUCGAAUCUGCGGUACCAACUCGCCUACGGUAAGAUUCCCUACCAAAACGUUGUUUAUGAGCAGGGGGACGCGGCCAGCGGGUUUUCCAAGAAAGUGUGGACGGAUGUGAAGUUUUCGCUCGGAAUGCCGUUUCCCAACCUCCCGUACCUGAUGCACUACCAUCAAGGCUUGUUGACCGAACAACCAGAAGAGACGAUAAAGCAGGAAAAUCAGUUGUCCGAAGAUCAUGAUGUGAAAAUUUCCGAGACGCAGGCGAUCCACCAGUAUUUGGCUGCGAGGUUUUCACCCACUCUGCUCGGCCAGACCCCGAAGGAGAUUGGGGAGAUCAACCAGCUGUUUGGAGUUCUUGAAACGGUAAAGAACCAGUGCACGGGCGUUUGCUACCGCGAAAAUGCAGAGAGAGCAGCGAUUGUGGAGAACGCGAGCCCGGGGUUUCAGCGGAUGUCGGACUACCUGGAACAAAAAAUACGGACGCAGGAGGGACAAAACAGAUCGACUUUUCUCACCGGGGACGAGGUAAAGUGGGUGGACUUUUACUUCCUGGAGCUAGUGGAGCGCUUCAACUGGCUACUGGAGGACAAGCUGGCGGAGAAAUAUCCAGUCUUGCAAGAAUACCGAAGGCAUAUGGCCUCGUUGCCCGGUGUGGCGGCGCAGCUGGAGGCCGAGUUAGAGUUGGAAUUCAACAACAAACACUCCGUCGUGAACGGGAAGGCGUACAGGCUGGCUGUGUGAAGAAAAUUUCACCGGAUGACUUUUUGUACACAGCGACAGUUUGUUAGCCGGAGCGCAUCGAUUCCUUUUUUCGUGGGUACAGGCCAAUGUAUACGAUUCCGAUUGUUUUUUCGGAAACUAUGUGAAAGUAGCAAGAAGUCGUUGAUCGGGUGUUCAGUGGGAGUGAACUCUAUAUAAUUGGGAGUAGUUGAAGAUGAAAAAAAGUAUCCAUUUGAAAAAAGUGUGGUCAGGAAUUGCACACAGUC